AUGUCUGUAGCACUGCGGCCCUGCCUGCGACCGAAUGCAUUACCCAGCUUAGCAUCUUCGGCCACUACCUCUACAACCUAUAUCUGUCAAGCAUGUCGGCAUGCGCGGCUCAUCAAGCGACCGAAGCGGCCCUAUACUUUUACUCAACUAGUAACGCUCUCCGACGGUAGUGCCUUCACCAUGCGAACGACUUCCCCGAUACCGGUCUAUAGGUCGACCCGCGACACCAGAAAUUCUCCCCUGUGGAACCCGACCUCCAAGGAGCUUCUGAACGUUGAAGACGACGAGUCAGGAAGGCUGGCAAGCUUUCGAGCUCGGUUCGGUACAAGUUUUGAUAGUUCAAAGACGGCAAAGAAGACGGACCAGGUCGCCGCGACCAUCGCCACAGACACUUCCCCAACAGAGACUAGAGCCGCGCCUACAAAAGAGCCUACAUUUGAGGAGGAGCAGAACGUGUUUGCUGAGGACGACAUCAACUUGUUGGACUUCGUCAGCUCAUUUGGCCAGGAAAGAAGCCAACAAAGUCAGCAGACGCUGCCAAAACAGGGUGGGAAAAAGUAG
Cladophialophora bantiana CBS 173.52 is the source of this 561-nucleotide messenger RNA. RefSeq lists its product as uncharacterized. The record is from RefSeq and is a predicted model, not a curated record. NCBI's taxonomy places the organism in Eukaryota, Fungi, Ascomycota, Eurotiomycetes, Chaetothyriales, Herpotrichiellaceae. Gene Ontology annotation, cellular component: mitochondrial large ribosomal subunit. Gene Ontology annotation, biological process: mitochondrial translation. Gene Ontology annotation, molecular function: structural constituent of ribosome. Bases 1 to 561 code for a protein of 186 amino acids. The transcript has a single exon.